GCGCAGGAGCUAAGUUGUGGAGCACAGGCUUCAAUGUCACAUCAUGGUGCAGGUUGAAUUUUCAAGUGCGACGAGUGUGCUGCACCUAAUUUCAGAUGGGCCCUCUUCCAAUGCAUUGUAUAGGGAAUUAUGGCAUGCCUGUGCAGGACCACUUGUCACCCUUCCUCGCCAAGAUGAACGAGUAUACUACUUUCCUCAGGGUCACAUGGAACAGCUGGAAGCCUCAAUGCAUCAAGGAUUGGAGCAACAAAUGCCUUCGUUCAACCUUCCAUCAAAAAUACUUUGUAAAGUUGUCAAUGUUGUUCUUCGGGCGGAAUCCGACACGGAUGAAGUUUAUGCUCAGAUUACUCUAUUACCAGAAAGCAAUCAAAGUGAAGUAAUGAGCCCAGAUCCUCCCCUUCCUGAGCCUACAAGAUGUAAUGUCCACUCAUUUUGUAAGACGCUCACUGCUUCCGACACUAGCACUCAUGGUGGCUUUUCUGUUCUUAGGAGGCAUGCGGAUGACUGUCUGCCACCCCUGGAUAUGUCUCAGCAGCCACCAUGGCAAGAAUUGGUUGCGACUGAUUUACAUGGGAAUCAAUGGCAUUUUAGGCACAUUUUCCGAGGUCAACCAAGGCGUCAUUUGCUAACAACUGGGUGGAGCGUCUUUGUUAGUUCCAAAAAGCUAGUAGCUGGAGAUGCUUUUAUCUUUUUAAGAGGUGAAAAUGGAGAGCUUCGCGUUGGGGUCAGAAGACUCAUGAGACAGCUGAACAAUAUGCCAUCUUCUGUUAUAUCAAGUCACAGUAUGCAUCUUGGAGUUUUAGCCACUGCUUCUCAUGCUAUUGCAACUGGAACACUCUUUUCUGUCUUUUACAAGCCAAGAACAAGCAGGUCUACAUUUCUUGUAAGUCUGAACAAGUACCUUGAAGCUCAAAACCAUAAACUCUCUGUUGGCAUGAGGUUCAAAAUGAGGUUUGAGGGCGAGGAAGUACCUGAGAGAAGUUUUAGUGGAACAAUUGUUGGUCUUGGAGAUAAUGCGUCGCCUGGGUGGGCGAAUUCUGAGUGGCGAUCUUUAAAGGUGCAAUGGGAUGAACCUUCAUCCAUCUUGCGUCCAGAUAAAGUGUCGGCUUGGGAAUUGGAGCCACUUGUUGCUUCUAACCCUUUAAGCUCUCAGCCUACACAGAGGAACAAGCGUCCACGGCCUACUGUUUUGCCUUCAUCUUCACCAGAUGCAACUGUACUUGGUGGGUGGAAACCUACGGUUGAAUCUUCUGCUUUCUCAUAUACUGAGCCACAGCGUGGAAGGGACCUAUAUUCAUCACCGAAGUUCAGUACUGCUGCUUCAAAUUCACUUGGUUUUAAUGCGAAUAGUUCUCUUGGUGCUGUGUCCAGCAACACUUACUGGUCUAAUACCAAUAGGGUGGAAAAUAUUAUGGACACUUCAUCUCAUGGAGCAAACAGGGAACCCACUGAAAAGAAACAGAACACUAGAAGCGGAUGCAGGCUCUUUGGGAUCCAGCUUCUUGGAAAUUCUAAUGUAGAUGAAGCUUCUCCUGUUUCAACACCUAAAAUGAUCAGCGAGGAUAGACUGGUUCCACCUUUGGACACAGAAUUUGACCACCAUUCUGAACCAUCAAAUGCUCACCGAUCAGAUAUUCCUUCAGUAAGCUGUGAUGCUGAUAAAUCAUGCCUGAUUUCCCCAUUAGAGUCUCAAAGCAGACAAAUCCGCAGCUGCACAAAGGUUCACAUGCAAGGAAUUGCUGUUGGGAGGGCUGUAGAUUUAACCCGGUUCAAUCAGUAUGAUGAUCUACUUAAGAAACUGGAGGAGAUGUUUGACAUAGAGGGCGAGCUUUGUGGCUCUUCGAAGAAAUGGCAGGUUGUUUACACCGAUGAUGAAGAUGAUAUGAUGAUGGUUGGAGAUGAUCCUUGGAACGAGUUCUGCAGCAUGGUGAGGAAGAUAUUCAUUUACACAACAGAAGAAGUGAAGAGACUUUCGCCCAAGAUAAAACUCCCACUGGGUGGAGAGGCAAAGCUUAGCAAGCCAGAUUCCGAUACGUUUGCCAACCACACAGAUGAUCAAUCAUCCAUCGUGGGAUCAGAUUGCUGAUAGAGACGUAUCCUAUGUCGUAUAGUCAUUGGCAGAGGAGAAAGAAAAUGUGGAAUAUUCACCAGGGGGAUGGAGAAGUGGAAGAAAAGGAAUGGUUUAUAUAGCGGUAAGAUUUUAUCGAUAGGUAUCGUUUGCAGGGGUUGGCUGCUCUCUUUUGACCGCCAAUGGAGUGGAAUCCGGAACGAGGUGUUGUUGUAUUUUCACUUGGAAGUACUGAAGGUUCCGACGACGAAAAGCUAGCUGCAGGUGCUGCUACAUGUAUGAAAGAGGAGAAGGGGGGGGGGGGGGGGGGGGGGGGGGGGGUGGUGCGCGGUAACUGGUGAAGCCUUUCUGAGCUCAUCAAUAGAGUGAGGAAUGAAUAUGUUAAUGGAGUUGUUUGGACUUCGAUAUGGAAUGUGGGUUAGCAGAAAAGACUGUCCUGUGUUUUAAGACGUUGAAACGAAUACUUCUACGUAAUAAUGUUCGGUUCGGUUAAUUUUGGGCUUUACCCUGUCUCCUGAAUUUCAAACCAUGUGAGUCAGCUUCAGUUGCAUUUUUGUACAUAAGAAAUAUGAUGCUGUCUUUUUUCACCAUUUUGAUUGCAGGGGUCUCUUUUUGUAUUGGGUUGUCAAUGACAAUGGAGGAGGAAGAAGCUCAAAACACCUUCCAUCCUUCCAAUGUAAAUGUAAUAUUUAUGAUUAUGUAUUGAUUUGGAUUUUGGAGGUAGUGAGGUACUGCUAACUGGUCAAUGGGUGCAGACAAGUAGGAUUUUUCAUGUGUUUUAAGAAUAAUGUGGGUUGAAUAUUGAUGGAUGUGUUGGGUUUUAAUGCAAUCUGCAAUAGCUGUA
Molecule: messenger RNA, 2912 nt
Organism: Benincasa hispida (wax gourd)
Lineage: Eukaryota; Viridiplantae; Streptophyta; Magnoliopsida; Cucurbitales; Cucurbitaceae
Source: RefSeq, a predicted model, not a curated record